AUGGUACCGUGGGGAUCCAAACAAGUUCCUGUGAAAGGCAUGGAUGACAAGCGCCAAAUAACUUUACUGCUGGUUUUUUCAAAGUCUGGAUCUGUUCCCCCUCCUCAGGUCAUUUAUGCCGGUUUGACUGAUCAGUGUCACCCGAAGUACACGUUCCCGGAGGGAUGGGAUAUAUUUCAUUCUCCAUCUCACUGGUCUACGGAAGAAACCAUGUUAAGAUAUGUUGAGAAUGUAAUUGUUCCUUACAUCGAUCAUGUUCGGGAGGAAGAUGACUUACCAUUACGUCAACGUGCUCUGUGUAUAUUUGACGUAUACAAGGCGCAUAGGGGUCAAAGCCUGUUAGACCUUUUAGACAGGAAUGGAAUCAAAGCUGUGUUUGUACCUGGUGCUUGUACGGAUCGCGUCCAGCCAUUGGAUCCCAUUCCUAACAAUUUAUUUAAGUCUUAUCUUAAGACAGAGUUUCUAUCAUUUUACGGUGAUGAAAUUCAAAAACAGUUAGCUGCUGGGACGGAUUUGUCAGAUAUAAAAAUUGACCUGCGGACUUCUGUUGUGAAACCAUUGCAUGCACAAUG
Messenger RNA from Ruditapes philippinarum (Manila clam), 572 nucleotides. RefSeq lists its product as uncharacterized. Gene Ontology annotation, molecular function: DNA binding. The transcript has 2 exons. Gene Ontology annotation, cellular component: nucleus. The record is from RefSeq and is a predicted model, not a curated record. The annotation marks the transcript as partial. NCBI's taxonomy places the organism in Eukaryota, Metazoa, Mollusca, Bivalvia, Venerida, Veneridae.